UGAAAUCAAAUCUCAUGGAAUCUGUGCGAUUGCUAAUUCUGGUAAAUCAUUUAGUUCAAAUAUAAGAACAACUUAAUACUCUUAACCAUAAUAUAUGCAAACAGCAUGGUAACAAACAUGGCUCCGGUUCAAAACGAUGGGAAAGAGGUGGUUAUGGAACACUUGAGACAGCUUUGAGUUUUCAAGGUGGCCAAUGAAACAGGGAAACCUCGGGUCUGGUGAGAUUAUGUCACUAAUUUUCAGAUCAUAUGUCCCAUGAAGGAGAAGAAAUACAACAAAGAACUUGCAAAUCUAUAUUUUAAAAGUACAUUACAAGUCUGUAGCGGUGACCUUUCUACAUCAUAGAUCAUGACACUUGCAUCAGUGAGUUCUUAUGAACUUGCAGCUCUAUAUUUUAAGAAUACAUUACAAGUUCCAAUGCCACACCGUUCAGUCACAACCGGUGCCAUCAAAACAAAUUUGCUCAAACGUCACAUGUGACUUCACAGUCAACACCCCUUACGUCGGGACAAGAAAAACUUCCCUGGAGAUCGCGACGGUUGGGAGAUCGUCCGGGACAAGAAAGCUUCCCUGGAGAUCGCGACGGUUGGGAGAAACCAUUAAGGGGUUUACUAGAAGGGCUUAAAGGCAAAGCAUCCGUGACUGGUAGAAGAAUGAAGAACUUUGGUGUGGGAGAAACGAGUGGGACAUCGUUUGAACGGUAUGGUCCGGUGCACGGCGGAUAUAUCGGAACAUGAUUGCUCGUAUUUUUUGUCACAGGGUAUUGCAAAGAUUUCGAGCUGUUGUAAUAUGAAAUGGGUAGUUAUGUGUUCUCCUACCUGUAUGGUGGCUUAUACUCCAUGGAGAUUCUAUGAUUCAGUGGACACCACUAAUGAGCCAAGCUCAUGCUUGCUACCCCGGGGAAUGAGGAGAGAAGUGUCGCACAAGGUCUACGAAGAGGAAAAUAUGAGGAGGACAUAUAAAGAAGAACGAAACCUUGAAGACAUUAGCACAGAUUUCAUGAGAUUUGAUUUCACUUCGUUACAAGAUGCCACAAGUCAAUUUUCAAUCGAGAAUAAACUUGGAGAAGGUGGAUUUGGGGCAGUUUAUAAAGUGUAUUUAAGAAGGUGAAAUCGAAAUUGGAUUUGAAAGCAUAGAAUUGGAGAUUCCAACUUAACAAACAAAGCUUUCUAUUUUCUCUAUAAGAGACGAAGAAGGAACCGAUGGACGCGUUGACAAAACACUCGUUCUCUUUUUUGUUAACGGCCACGGCCUUUUUUCUUUCCUUUUUUUCUUUUUUUUUAAUUUUGUUUCCAUUUUUUAUUAAUCCUACAUGGCAAAAUAAUUGGUGUUAAGAGUCGAAGUGAAUUU
Brassica oleracea var. oleracea is the source of this 1350-nucleotide messenger RNA. RefSeq names its product cysteine-rich receptor-like protein kinase 26. NCBI's taxonomy places the organism in Eukaryota, Viridiplantae, Streptophyta, Magnoliopsida, Brassicales, Brassicaceae. The record is from RefSeq and is a predicted model, not a curated record. The transcript has 3 exons. The coding region runs from base 703 to 1110 and encodes 135 amino acids.